CCAUGAGCUCAUAGUGUCGCUAUUAGCCUGCUGGCUGCUGAGUGGUUGGGUGGUUGGCGGUUACAAAUGUCUGGGUCACUGGGUAUUCCCACUUUUUGUUGCUACUUCUUCCUUCUUUUUUUUAGCAAACGCAUAAACACUUCAAGUAGCUGAAACUUAAAGCCAGUGUCCAGCUAUAAAUAGGCACUCCACACUUGGGGCCAACCGCACCCCAACCACCAGAGUCUUUUGUUAUUAUGUCAACAGUUGAGCCUUUUGUUUGGCUCGGAUGCUGUGCCAGCUCCCGCUACUGUUGCCACUGCCACACUGGAAAUGCUGUCCAGGUGACGGGCCAUAAUGGACAUGCCUGGCCCACACAAAAGGUAAUCCGAGCAUUUGGCCGCCUUUGUUCAGCCAGCUGGCCAGCGGCUAUAUAAACGCCCCACCAGCGCCAUCAGAGUCGCAAAAGUAGCCAAACUCGGCAGCAGCUCGGUUCCAGCCAUGCUCUGGAUGGCCACUUUGCUAGCGGCGCUGGCGCUGCGCUGCACAGUCAGCAGCAAUCGGCUUGUUGCCUACGACGAACUGACCGCUCCAAUGCUCGCCCGCAGCAUGCCCAAGCGUUGCAGUCGUUUACUGGGCGUCCAAGAGUGCGGCGGCGUUGGCAGUGAUGGAGGCAGCGAACAGCCAGUUGAUGCAGUCGAACCGGAGGCUGAUCAAAGCACAUCCAAAAUGUUAAAUGCGCUCUUUGGCCGCACAGCCGAUAAGGGUGCUGUGUCACCCACUAUGCGUCCAACGGAGGCGGCACUGACGCCCUACCAACUGCCACCGAUGUACUACAAUGAUUUCUACGAGGAUUUGCUGACCAGCAAACGGAAUGAUGCACAUGCCGCCGGCUGUGAUUGCAAAGUUAUGAACGAUCUCAUUGAUUUGGGCAGCACGUCUUUUCCGCGCUAUCUGAUGAGCGCCAUCUGCGAGUCCCGUCCAGCUCUAGAUGCCAAGUGCACUCAAGGCUCCAACUGCAAGCCGCUCGAGUAUAAGGUGAAAGUCCUAACGUUGGCUCCCGACCAGCUGCCACCAAAGGUGGCUUCGUCACCAGCGCGUCUCUGGAUGCCCGAGGAGCUGACACAGCCCUGGCAAUGGCAAUUCAAGACGGUGACCGUCACUGCAGGCUGCUUCUGCACCAACUAGCUAAAUGAUUAACUUUUAUGAUCUAUACAAAAUAUAAUAUAUAAACAAUUGCACAAGAGACCGC
Messenger RNA from Drosophila hydei, 1231 nucleotides. RefSeq lists its product as uncharacterized. The record is from RefSeq and is a predicted model, not a curated record. The coding region runs from base 481 to 1167 and encodes 228 amino acids. Gene Ontology annotation, molecular function: prothoracicotrophic hormone activity. The transcript is spliced from 3 exons. Lineage: Eukaryota; Metazoa; Arthropoda; Insecta; Diptera; Drosophilidae.